AUGACGGCAGCACAGACAGUAGCACAGGCCGACGAAGCCAUCAAGGCAGGCAAUCCGCAAGAAGGCGAGCGCAUCCUCAAAUCCAUCCUCUCGAAUCAGUCCGCCACCCCCGACGAUGCUGUCCUCAAAGAGCAGGAAGCGGCGCUGCUCCGUCUCGGAGAGCUCUACCGCGACACUAAGAAUUCCGACGCGCUUGCAGAGACAGUGCGCUCCUCACGCACGUUUAUGAGCUCCAUCGCCAAGGCCAAGACGGCCAAGCUGGUGCGCACGCUCAUCGACUACUUUGGCAGCAUCCCUGGUAGCCAGCAGACGCAGAUUCAAGUCACCAAGGAGAACGCAGAAUGGGCCAAGUCCGAAAAGCGGAUCUUCUUGAAACAGAACCUCGAGACCAAGCUCAUCGGACUCUAUUUCGAGAACAAGAACUACCGCGAAGCGCUUCCACUCAUCGACACGUUGCUUCGAGAGCUGAAGAAGCUGGACGACAAGAUGAUCCUGACGGAAGUCCACCUGCUCGAGUCCAAGGUCAACCAUGCCAUCUCCAACCUACCCAAAGCCAAAGCGGCGCUGACAUCGGCGAGAACAGCGGCCAACUCGAUCUACUGCCCGCCCACCCUGCAGGCGCAGCUCGACAUGCAAGCCGGCGUCCUCCACGCCGAGGACAAGGACUACACCACCGCCUACUCGUACUUUUUCGAGACGCUCGAAGGGUUUGCGCUCCAAGACGACCCACGUGCGCCCCUUGCACUCAAAUACAUGCUUCUGUGCAAGAUCAUGCUCAAUCUUUCGGAGGAUGUCAACAGCAUCAUUGCAGGGAAGCACGCGACCAAGUACGCCGGUCGAGACGUCGAGGCGAUGAAAGCCGUCGCCAAGGCUCACGAGGACCGAUCGCUGGAAGGAUUCGAACAAGCCCUCCGCACGUACAAGGAUGAACUUUCGAACGAUCCCAUUGUCAAGAACCACCUCUCGGCACUGUACGACACGUUGUUGGAGCAGAACCUGCUGAGGGUCAUCGAACCGUAUUCGAGGGUCGAGAUCGCCCAUAUCGCCAAGGAGGUGAGACAGCCGGUGCGGGAGGUCGAGGUGAAAUUGAGUCAGAUGAUUUUGGAUAAGGUGUUCCAUGGCAUUCUGGACCAGGGCGCAGGUUGUCUGGUGGUGUACGAACAGCCCCAGGAGGAUAAGACGUAUCAGGUGACGUUGGAUACGUUGAAGCAUGUGGGCAACGUGGUGGAUUCGCUGUAUAAGAAGGCGAACAAGCUGACGUAG
Molecule: messenger RNA, 1263 nt
Organism: Kalmanozyma brasiliensis GHG001
Lineage: Eukaryota; Fungi; Basidiomycota; Ustilaginomycetes; Ustilaginales
Product: Proteasome component (PCI) domain protein
Exons: 1
Coding region: 1-1263 (420 amino acids)
Biological process (GO): ubiquitin-dependent protein catabolic process
Cellular component (GO): proteasome regulatory particle, lid subcomplex
Molecular function (GO): protein binding; structural molecule activity
Source: RefSeq, a predicted model, not a curated record